Messenger RNA from Dinoponera quadriceps, 2257 nucleotides. RefSeq names its product SUN domain-containing protein 1-like. Lineage: Eukaryota; Metazoa; Arthropoda; Insecta; Hymenoptera; Formicidae. The transcript has 15 exons. Gene Ontology annotation, molecular function: protein-membrane adaptor activity. Bases 154 to 2172 code for a protein of 672 amino acids. Gene Ontology annotation, biological process: nuclear envelope organization. The record is from RefSeq and is a predicted model, not a curated record. Gene Ontology annotation, cellular component: nuclear envelope; meiotic nuclear membrane microtubule tethering complex.
UGAUUAUGAUUAAAUUGAAUUUUGGCCAAUCAAUGCAAAUCUGAUACGAGCUUUACUCUCAUAUGUAAUCGGAGAGUUUGAGUGUUCAAGACGAGAGGAAGGAUUAGAAAUAGAAAUUCAAAGGAGAAAGACUGCGAUUGUCCUUCCGUCAAGAUGGAAAUUAAACAACAUCAUUAUGAGCUACGUAGCGGGAUUAGGUCACGUUUGCACAACUUUAUGAUCUCAGAUCAUGAGGGAUCAAACUUGGUAGCAACGGAGUGUCCUUAUGAUAUCAGAAGUAGAAACCACAGAAGAUCUUAUACACCUGGAGGAGCAACAAGUAGUGAGAAGUCUGAUACUAAAUUGACUAGAAGGAAUAGUAAAGUGCAAGAGGAGAACAUAGAAACAAUAAAAGAGAAGGAUAAAGAAAGACCCAUGACAGGAAGUGUAAGAAAUAAUCAAAACACAAAAUCAGUUGAACAAAAGUACGCAGGUAUUAUACCGUGCAAAGUACUCAUCAGUGAUUAUUUAUAUAAAGAGAAAAAGAAAAAUGACCCUUGGGGUGAAUCAGGAUCGGUUUGUGAAACUUACAAGCGAACUGAUAGACUAUGGAAUAUUUAUUCGGAGACAGAUUAUAUGUGUUCACAAACAUCACAAUAUCAUUAUGAAGCAGUUCCGGAUGUGCUAGCGAUGCCUAACGUGUCAAGGCAGUUUAUACGCAAAGACGACAAUACAAACAAUUUUGAAUAUCGGUCGGUAGUCGGUUAUCAAAAUCAGAUUUCACAAAGAACAACUGUUGUUUCGGAAAAAGUAACUUCUUUAUUUCAUUUGUCCGAUGAUAUUUCGCUUACAUGCGCAUUAGAUUCUGCAGGAAGAUCAGCUCUGAACAAAAGCAUGCAUGCAAGACAAUAUGUAUACGUGAAUUCAGCUUAUGCGGAUUCAAAAAGUUCCUUAAAUCUUCGGCAAAGUGUUAGAAGACGGUUAAUUGGAAAAAAGUUGAUAUGGAUUUCAGUUUGGUGUUUACUCGUGCUUGGUUCUUCGUAUAUAAUUAGAUAUUUAUUUUCUCCUGCUAUUCAUGAUGCGUCAAAGAAUGUGACAGAUGAAUUUUUAACUGUUAUAAAGAUGAACGAGAAUGAAAGCAGACAAGUUGAAGAGAAAUUGAUCGAUAAUAAUGUUCUGCUUAAUAGAAUGGAGGCGUUUGAAAAGGAACAGAUGUAUCAAAAGGAAUAUCUCACGAAUAUCACCCGCAUCUUGGAAGAUUAUAAAGAAAGGCAAGACGAUUUGCGGAAAGAAUUUAAUGACAUAAACACUGAUAUAGCAGAUAAAAUGAAUAUCAGCGGAGAACCGAACAAUAUAAUAAAUAACGAACUCAAGAUGAUCAGACAUGAAUUGGAGAAGCUGCGCAAUUUUUCCGCGAAAUUGGAAUCUUCUGUAAACAAUUACAUCAAGAUACAAGUGGAAGAAAUCUUAUCCGACUAUUUUUAUUAUUUUCCAUUUGAAAUUUUGAAGAAGAAUAUAACGGAAAAUGUGCUUAGGUCAUGCAGUAUCGAAGCUCAGGCAGUUUUGAACAAUGAUUCGAGCGAUUCGAGCACUCGCAUUUCGGAAGAACACGUUCGCAAGAUAGUGAAGGAUAUUCUACGGAUAUACGACGCAGACAGGACGGGUAAAGUGGAUUACGCUUUAGAGUCAGCAGGAGGUGAAAUUAUCAGUACACGGAACACUCAGGGGUACGACGUCAAGUCGAAAGUUAUUAGCAUCUUAGGUUUUCCAUUGUAUUACCGAUGCUGUAACAAUAAUCCACGGACGGUGAUACAAAUGAAUGUAAUGCAGCCAGGUAUUUGCUGGGCAUUCCAGAAUUUCCCCGGAUACCUCCUGAUACGAUUACGGAGCAUUAUUUAUGUAACUGGUUUUACUUUGGAGCACAUCCCCAGAAUAAUUAUACCGUCCGGGAACAUGUCGAGCGCGCCUAGAAACUUCAACGUGUGGGGUCUAACAGAUGAGAAUGAUCCAAAGCCUGUAAUAUUCGGUGAUUAUGAAUUCGUAAAUUCUGAUGAUAAUUUGCAGUAUUUCCCAGUACAGAACACAACCAUCGAUAGGCCUUACGAGUAUGUUGAAUUGAGGAUACACAGUAACCACGGACAACUAGACUACACCUGUCUGUAUAAGUUCCGCGUUCAUGGAAUACCUACUUAGGGAAUAUCGAUCCAAUAACGUCCAGAGGUUCCUUUUUAUAUAAAAAAAAAACAACAUUCAACAAAUGACCCAGAUAUUUUCUUAA